Erythranthe guttata (spotted monkey flower) is the source of this 2241-nucleotide messenger RNA. Its product is annotated as putative LRR receptor-like serine/threonine-protein kinase At1g63430. The record is from RefSeq and is a predicted model, not a curated record. Gene Ontology annotation, molecular function: protein kinase activity; protein binding; ATP binding. Gene Ontology annotation, biological process: protein phosphorylation. Lineage: Eukaryota; Viridiplantae; Streptophyta; Magnoliopsida; Lamiales; Phrymaceae.
CUCUCUCUCUCUCGUUAUGGGUUUUUCUUGAAUUUCUUGAGCUUGAUUUUUACCUUGAAGAAAUAUGAAAUAUUUUGCUUCGAUUUUUCGAGUUGUUUUACUCGUUUUUGGAUUCUUGUUUGCCAGCUGUACCGCAUUUCCAAGAAAUGAAGUUGAAGCUUUAACUUCUUUCAAGAGAGCUAUUUUCGACGACCCGUUGCUCGUUUUGUCGAAUUGGAAUCCUCUAGAUUCCGAUCCUUGUUACUGGUUCGGCGUCUCUUGUUCAAUAGCUAGUGACCAUGUCGUAAAGAUUAACAUAUCCGGGGCCUCUUUAAAGGGUUUUAUCGCGCCAGAAUUUUACCAGCUCUCGACUUUGCAAGAAUUAAUCUUGCAUGGGAAUUCGUUGAUCGGCAUCAUACCUAAAGAAAUCGGCAUGCUGAAAAACCUCAAAAUCUUGGAUUUAGGCUCAAACCAGCUUAGUGGACCAAUCCCGCACGAGAUCGGAAAUUUAACCAGCAUUCAGAAAAUGAAUCUGCAAUCGAAUGGAUUGAGUGGAAAGUUACCUUACGAAAUUGGUAAAUUGAAAUACCUCGAGGAAAUUCGGCUCGACAGAAACAAGUUUCAAGGAGCUAUUCCUGCUACUAAUAGCUCAGAGUCUCCGUCGAGCACACAUGAAAUGUAUGCUUCGAAAGGAAGCGCGAUGGGAUUUUGUGGAUUGUCGCAAUUAAAAGUGGUCGAUUUAUCAUUUAAUUUUUUCGGUGGGAGCAUACCUAAGUGCUUGGAGUAUCUACCGAGACCAAGUUUUCAAGGCAAUUGCCUUCAAGCGAAAGAUCCAAAGCAGCGCCCUUCUGCACAAUGUGGUGGUGCUGCUCCACCUGUUAAUACGAAGCGGAGGCCAAUCGAAAACGGGUCGAAAAAUGGAUCCAACGGGUCGAAACCCGCUUGGCUAUUGGCACUCGAAGCGGUGACUGGGAUAAUGGUCGGUUUGCUCUUCGUCGUUGCUAUUUUCACCGCGCUUCAAAAGUGGAAGAGAAAGCCUUCGAUUACUAACCCGUGGAAGAAAUUUGGAAGUACAAAGGACUACAUGACAAUUUACAUAGAUUCAGUAACAUUAAAAGAUGUAACAAGAUUUAGCAGACAAGAACUCGAGGUAGCAUGCGAAGAUUUUAGCAACAUUAUCGGUUCUUCCCCAGACAGCAUAGUAUACAAAGGUACAAUGAAAAACGGACCCGAAAUCGCUGUAAUAUCCCUUUGCAUUAAAGAAGAGCAUUGGACAGGCUAUCUCGAACUUUACUUUCAAAAAGAGGUGGCGGAUUUGGCUAGGCUGAACCACAAAAAUGUAGGAAAAUUAUUAGGCUAUUGCAGAGAAAGCAACGAAUUUACGAGGAUGCUUGUGUUUGAAUAUGCUUCGAACGGGACACUUUACGAGCACCUUCAUUAUGGAGAAGGGUGGCAGUUUUCUUGGACGAGGCGAAUGAAAAUUAUAAUUGGAAUUGCCGAGGGUCUAAAGUAUCUUCACACGGAAAUCGAUCCUCCGUUUACUAUUUCCGAAUUGAGCUCGAGUUCCAUUUAUCUCACCGACGAUUUUUCUCCCAAGCUCGUCGAUUUUGAGUGCUGGAAAACGGUGCUCUCGAGAUCGGAGAAGAGCACAGGCACAAUAAGCAACGAAGGGGCUGUUUGUAUACUUCCAAAUUCUUUGGAAAGGCGAUAUCUCGAUGUACAGGGAAAUAUUUACGCUUUUGGGAUUCUAUUACUCGAAAUUAUCAGCGGGAGACCUUCGUAUUCCAAAGACAAAGGAUGCUUAGUCGAUUGGGCGAAGGAGUAUUUGGAAAUGCCGGAUAUUAUGUCUAGUGUUGUGGACCCCGCGUUGAAACAUUUCAGAGACGAGGAUUUGAAAGUGGUGUGUGAGGUGGCGAAACUGUGUAUAUGUCCUAGUUCGAGUACUAGGAUUUCGAUGGGAGAAUUGUCCGCUAUGUUGGAAAACGGGAUAGAUACGUCUAUUUCGGCUGAGAUGAAGGCGUCGUCUUUGGCUUGGGCUGAACUCGAGCUCUCUUCGUAGUUGACUUUGACUUUGAUGAUGCUAACACUGUAAAUGUGGAAAAAGAAAAUAGAUAGUUACUUUAACUUUUAUGUUUCUGAUGUGUUGAAGGUUGUUCCAAUUCUUUGUAUUAACAUUUUUUUCUUCAGAUUUGUAAAACUGAAUUUCAAUGUACUGUCGAAUUUGUUGGAAUCUAAUGUUUGAUUCAUAGAGAAGUUAUACUA